AUGUCAAACGUCUUUGGUUUCUUCCUCUUCACCGUCUUCAUGUCCCUCUGCGCCAUUCUUGGCGUGAAGAGCCUGGAGGGGUCGUUGUUCAUGACGGAGGAGAUGUACAAGAACUUCAAGGUCGGGCUGGAGUCCUUGUCGAAGCUGACGGACGCAGACCCCGGUGACGUCUACAACGGCUUCCUGCGGAAGCGCGCAGAGCUCGCCGGGGUCGAGUUCGAUGAGGAGUCUCCAACUUUGGAGCAGAAAGCCAUCGUGCGCCUCAGCUGCCUCACGCGGAUCUUCGAGAAGGAGAAGGGGAGUCUCGUCUUCGAGGCGUUUAUGUCGCUGCCGCCUCGUGUCCGCCAGGAGCUCACUGGCUUUCUGAACGCCGACGGCUUGAGCAAGAGGGGCUUUCUGUUGAUGCACUCGCCGAACUUGAUGUGCAACGCCUUUCAAAACAAGAACCUCAGCCUCGACAAGGCUAUGCGGCAGUUGCUCAAGAUGUAUCAGCUCUCGGAGGAAGCGUUUCCCGCCCCUGCAGAUGGCGAAGCUGGGGUCAUCACCGUCAUGGUGGAAGAGAUGGCGACGCACGCGAAGAAGUGCGAGGAUGCCGAGUCUUUCGACAGCACGAACCUCGAGGUCAGCAAGUUCCAGGGCGUUAAUGCCGACCGUACUGCCAAGAUUGUGCUGAGCCCUUGGCAGAACAACACGGACAAGCGUCUCCUCAUCAGCCUGGACGAAGACGUCCCUGGGCCAAACUCAGAAUCCAUCCGCCGCCGCUGGAUUACGGAGUACGGCCCAGUACCUGCCACCCAGCUGCCUUUGGCAGACUUAGUGGAUGAUGCAACGCUCGGAUGCUGUCGCCGACUGACUGCUGCUGCGACAACGCACGCCCCACUGCCCGAGGGUCAGAUAGGAGAGUUCUUCACCAUGGAUCAGUUCCACGGCUCUUUCAAGCCCUUGCUGAAAUCCUGGAGUGCACCUUCAGGCUUCUGUGGUGCCAUGGCUGUGGCUGGGGUCGAGCUACUCUUCGAAACGCUUAUCACGGGACCAUUGGGCGUUGCUGGGACACCCCAGGCACCUGACUUCAUGUCAGAUCUUGCAUCCACGCCCCUCUGCUCCCUGGACUUAAUGCCACCGCGAGCUGAGUCAAUCAUGAAGCAACUCCACAGCCGGCGGACCAGCUACAUCCAAGACCAUGCCGCCAGCUUUGAUGCCAAGGGCGCUCGACAGAAAUAUUUGAGCGCUUGGUAUGCGAACUACGAGCUGUCUGACGUUCUCCGGGAUUACUGCGCGCAACAGCGGGCGAUGGGUGUGCCAGAUGACCUCCUUGACCAGGUUCUCUUUUUGCGGGAAAAUCAGUGGCCAGCAUACGCUGAUGCUGAACAUGAGGAGCGGGAGCGGCUGCUUGAGGAGCAAUGCUUCGGAGGUUGCAAGGUGACUACGGAGAGUGGGAGUGAAGGUCUACGAUUCGAUCCAAAGAAGGGAGAUCGCUCGGUGAUUGUGGAGAUUCCAAACAGAGGGCUCUUGCUGCGUGCAGAUGAAUGGGAGGUCCGGUGUGCAGCAACGGCUGGAUUUCCGAGGAUAGCUUGUCUCGAUGUGGGUGGCCACUUUACCUGCGCGGUGUUCUUCGAAGCACCUGCUGGCGAGGGAGGUCUCACGCCAACUACACUACAUUUCAACACCACGAAGAGCAAGUAUUGCAACCGCCACAUGUUACAGCUUGCUCACUUCCUCUUCGCAAUGCGAGCUCCGGUCGCACCAGGCGCCGGUCAAGGACUGAGCUUAGAGUCUGCGGCCUCAUCACUCACCCGCGAAGCCUUCGUCAUUUACGACUCUGAUUGA
Messenger RNA from Symbiodinium sp. CCMP2456, 1827 nucleotides. The record is from the annotation of a GenBank genome assembly. Lineage: Eukaryota; Dinophyceae; Suessiales; Symbiodiniaceae.